Molecule: messenger RNA, 2557 nt
Organism: Charadrius vociferus (killdeer)
Lineage: Eukaryota; Metazoa; Chordata; Aves; Charadriiformes; Charadriidae
Gene: XYLT2
Product: xylosyltransferase II
Exons: 11
Coding region: 1-2508 (835 amino acids)
Biological process (GO): heparan sulfate proteoglycan biosynthetic process; chondroitin sulfate proteoglycan biosynthetic process
Cellular component (GO): membrane
Molecular function (GO): protein xylosyltransferase activity
Source: RefSeq, a predicted model, not a curated record
AUGGUGCUGGGAAUAAAAAACUGCCUUUGCAUUGGGGUAGCCCAGGCCAGAGACCGGCCAGAGAAGGAGCGGCAGAAAAAAGCCAGAUUGCCUGAGAGCAGUGACGGCUCCAAGGACUCCGACAGCUCUGCCGGGCGCCGGGGCAGCGCCAGCCGGAAGCACGGGCGAUGGCGGGGACGGCCGGACAGCCCCGGCGUGUUGGUAUCCAAGGUGGUGAGAGCCGUCACGGCGAGACACAAACCAGGACGGAGGCUGCCAGCCGCACCGGACUCCUCCAGCCAGAGGAACCUGACAGAGCUGCACGGGGAGGCCCAGCUGGCCAUCUUCCAGCAGGGUGACACAGGCAGCGUGGAGGGGGCUCCACAGCCUACCGAGAACAGCUUCACUCCCAAGUGCGAAAUCACAGGCAAAGACGCCCUCUCAGCGCUAGCUCGGGCCAGCAGCAAGCAGUGCCAACAGGAGAUCGCCAACGUGGUGUGUCUGCACCGGGCCGGCAGCCUCAUGCCCCAGUCUGUGCCUCGCCACUGCCAGCUCUCGGGCAAGGUCAGCCCUGUCAUCCAGUGGGAUGAGAGCCGGCUGCAGCAGGCACCCCCCAGCAAGCCCGUGCGCAUUGCCUACAUGCUGGUUGUGCACGGCAGGGCCAUUCGCCAGCUGAAGCGGCUCAUCAAGGCGGUGUACCACCAGCAGCACUUCUUCUACAUCCAUGUGGACAAGCGCUCCAACUACCUCCAUCACGAGGCGGUGGAGCUGGCCCGGAACUACCCCAACAUCCGUGUGACGCCCUGGCGCAUGGUGACCAUCUGGGGAGGUGCUAGUCUGCUGAAGAUGUACCUGCGUAGCAUGAAAGACCUGCUGGAGCUGACCGAGUGGCCCUGGGACUUCUUCAUCAACCUGAGCGCCACCGACUACCCCACAAGGACCAAUGAGGAGCUGGUGAUGUUCCUGUCCAAAUACCGAGAUAAGAACUUCCUCAAGUCUCAUGGCCGAGACAAUGCCAGGUUUAUCAAGAAGCAGGGCCUGGACCGCCUGUUCCACGAGUGUGACUCCCACAUGUGGCGGCUUGGCGAGCGCCACAUCCCCGAGGGCAUCGUGGUGGACGGGGGCUCCGACUGGUUCUCACUGACGCGCAGCUUCGUGGAGUACGUGGUCUAUGCCGACGACCAGCUGGUGUCCCAGUUGCGCCAGUUCUACACCUACACACUCCUGCCAGCUGAGUCCUUCUUCCACACGGUCCUGGAGAACAGUCACGCCUGUGAGACACUGGUCGAUAACAACCUCCGAGUGACCAACUGGAACCGGAAGCUGGGCUGUAAGUGCCAAUAUAAACACAUAGUCGACUGGUGCGGGUGCUCCCCAAAUGACUUCAAACCCCAGGACUUCCUCCGGCUACAGCAACUCUCCAGACCCACCUUCUUCGCCCGCAAGUUUGAGUCGACGGUGAACCAGGAGGUGCUGGAGAUCCUGGACACGCACCUCUACGGCAGCUACCCCCCCAACACGCCAGCACUGAAGGCAUACUGGGAAAAUGUCUAUGACCGCGUUGAUGGACUCAGCGGCCUCAGCGACGUCACCCUCACCUUCUACACGGCCUUCUCCAGGCUGGGACUCCGCAAAGCUGCAUCUGUGCCGGCAGCGAAGGCCGACAAGCUCUGCAGAUUUGAGCCCCAGGGCUUCCCGUCCAGUGUGCACUUAUAUUUCUAUGACGACCGUUUCCAGGGUUACCUGGUGAUGCAGGAAGUGCAGAAUUUGGCAACUGGGCAGGCAGAGUCCCUGGAGGUGUGGAUGAUGCCCCAAGGAGCUCUGAAGCUGUUGGGUCAUGGAGGGCAGGCAAACCGCUUACAGAACCUUGAGGUGGGCACGGAGUGGGACCCCAAGGAAAGGCUCUUCCGCAAUUUUGGAGGUUUGAUGGGGCCUUUUGACGAGCCAGUGGCCAUGCAGAAAUGGUCACGGGGCCCCAACCUGACAGCCACAGUGGUGUGGAUUGACCCCACCCACGUCAUCGCUGCUUCCUACGACAUCACGGUGGAUGCCGAGGCAGAGUUCACCCAGUACAAGCCCCCCCUCAAUCGGCCCCUGCGCCCCGGUGUCUGGACUAUCCGCCUCCUCCAGUUCUGGGAGCCCCUGGGAGAGAACCAGUUCCUGGUGGUGCCCCAGACCUUCAACCGCAAGCAGCCUCUCAGGAAAGAUGACAGCAACUGGCUGCAUGGCGGCCCACCCCGCAACGAGUACAUGGAGCAGAGCUUCCAGGGCCUGGGGGGGAUCCUCAACCUGCCACGCUCCGAGGAGGCAGAGGAGGACGCGGUGCGGAAGGCGCAGAUGACGGGCAAGGCGCUGGAGGACUGGGCAGACGGUGCCAUCGGCGCCUUCUGGUCCGUGGCGGACGUCUGCGUUGGCAGCCCCUCUGCCUGCGGCUCCCUGGAGACCUGCAGCAAAACCUCCUGGAGCUCCCUCUCCCCGGACCCCAAAUCAGAACUGGGGCCCGUCAAACCUGACGGGCGGCUGAGGUAGCAGGAGCAGCCGGGGGGGUGGCCUUGGGACCGAGGAGCAUCCUCUGUCA